AUGUGUAAGAAAACGUAUCUUAUGGAAAGUGGAUGGGAAAUUAUCCGACGACUUGGGAAAUAUUUUGACAAAAAACCCCCUCCAUCAGACUGUCACUAUGAAAGAGUUACUUUGAACGAAAAAUUCGCUUUCACUCGUCCUCUUACUGUUACUGGCGCUUAUCUGCAAAACGGUGUCGUCGCAUACCAUCAAAUGACUGUCGACAGAGUAGACAACAAUGAAUACGUUCUACAAAAUACUGAUCAUUCAUCAAAUGAACCUCCUCUCAUUCGAAUCCCUUUGAAUAAUCCAUACUUUGCCUCUGACGACGAGCUCCAAAGCUUUGGAUUGUUUUAUGAAGAUGCAAAUAUUCGAUGCGGCUUCGGUCGUAAAUAUGAGUCGCCUUGCUUCUUACGACUUUCUGACUAA
This is a messenger RNA of Oikopleura dioica, 408 nucleotides long. The record is from the annotation of a GenBank genome assembly. NCBI's taxonomy places the organism in Eukaryota, Metazoa, Chordata, Appendicularia, Copelata, Oikopleuridae.